Saccharomyces eubayanus is the source of this 2922-nucleotide messenger RNA. RefSeq names its product coatomer subunit beta (gene SEC26). Gene Ontology annotation, biological process: intracellular protein transport; intra-Golgi vesicle-mediated transport; endoplasmic reticulum to Golgi vesicle-mediated transport. Gene Ontology annotation, cellular component: COPI vesicle coat; cytoplasm. NCBI's taxonomy places the organism in Eukaryota, Fungi, Ascomycota, Saccharomycetes, Saccharomycetales, Saccharomycetaceae. The transcript has a single exon. Gene Ontology annotation, molecular function: structural molecule activity. The record is from RefSeq and is a predicted model, not a curated record. The coding region runs from base 1 to 2922 and encodes 973 amino acids.
AUGUCUUCACUUUCUUCACAACCAGCGUACACGUUGGUUUUUGAUCCUUCUCCGAGUAUGGAGACCUAUUCAAGCACAGAUUUCCAGAAAGCUCUUGAAAAGGGAUCUGACGAACAAAAAAUUGAUACUAUGAAGUCAAUUUUAGUGGCUAUGUUGGAGGGGAACCCAAUGCCUGAACUGUUGAUGCAUAUCAUCAGAUUUGUCAUGCCUUCCAAAAACAAAGAACUAAAGAAGCUUUUGUAUUUCUACUGGGAAAUUGUUCCCAAACUAGCAGAAGACGGGAAAUUGAGACAUGAAAUGAUUCUUGUCUGCAAUGCCAUUCAGCAUGAUUUGCAACAUCCUAAUGAGUAUAUUAGAGGUAACACUUUAAGAUUUUUGACCAAAUUGAGGGAGGCCGAGUUGUUAGAACAGAUGGUUCCUUCUGUUUUGGCGUGUUUGGAAUAUCGCCAUGCAUACGUUCGUAAAUACGCCAUUUUAGCGGUUUUUUCCAUUUACAAAGUCAGUGAGCAUUUACUUCCGGAUGCCAAAGAAAUUAUCAAUUCGUUCAUAGUGGCUGAAACUGACCCAAUAUGUAAAAGAAAUGCAUUCAUUGGACUAGCUGAAUUAGAUCGCGAAAACGCCUUACACUAUUUGGAAAACAAUAUCGCUGAUAUAGAGAAUCUAGAUCCUUUAUUGCAAGCUGUUUUCGUUCAGUUUGUUAGACAAGAUGCGAACAGAACCCCCGCAUUGAAAGCUCAAUAUAUCGAACUAUUAAUGGAACUGCUCACCACCACAACAUCUAACGAAGUGAUCUUUGAGACUGCGCUAGCUUUGACUAUCUUGUCUGCUAAUCCAACUGUAUUAGUUCCUGCUGUUAAUAAGCUAAUUGACUUAGCUGUCAAGGUUUCUGACAAUAACAUUAAGCUAAUUGUUCUAGACCGUAUCCAAGACAUCAACGCCAAGAAUGCAGGCGCUUUGGAAGAUUUGACUUUAGAUAUUCUGAGAGUGUUGAACGCUGAAGAUUUAGACGUUCGCUCAAAGGCGCUUGAUAUCUCUAUGGAUUUGGCUACAUCCAGAAACGCUGAAGAUGUCGUUCAGCUCUUGAAAAAGGAAUUGCAAACAACCGUAAAUAACCCAGAUCAAGACAAGGCAAUGCAAUAUAGACAAUUAUUGAUUAAGACAAUUCGUACUGUGGCAGUAAGCUUUGUAGAAAUGGCAGCCGGUGUAGUAUCUCUACUAUUGGAUUUCAUCGGUGAUCUGAAUUCAGUUGCCGCCAGCGGUGUUAUCACUUUUGUUAAAGAAGUCAUCGAGAAAUACCCACAACUAAGAUCCAAUAUCCUCGAAAAUAUGGUCCAGUCCCUAGACAACGUCAAAUCUGCUAAGGCAUACCGUGGUGCAUUAUGGAUUAUGGGUGAAUACGCUGAAGAAGAGCAUGAAGUACAACAUUGUUGGAAGCACAUCCGUAAUAGCGUUGGUGAAGUUCCUAUCCUUCAGUCUGAAGCCCGGAGGUUGACACAAAACCAAGAUGAUACCGAAGAAAACGAAGACGACGCUGCCGCUAAGCCAACAGGUCCAGUUAUUCUACCAGAUGGUACGUAUGCCACUGAGAACGCCUUUGAUGUUAAAACUUCCCACAAAUCGGUUACCGAUGAAGAACGCGACUCUAGACCUCCAAUCCGUCGUUUCAUUCUAAGUGGUGAUUUUUACACUGCCGCUAUCCUAGCGAAUACGAUUAUCAAAUUGGUUCUAAGAUUUGAAAAGGUCUCUAAAAACAAAACCGUCACCAAUGCUUUGAAGGCGGAAGCUUUAUUGAUUUUGGUUAGUAUUGUGAGAGUUGGUCAAAGUUCUUUAGUGGAGAAGAAAAUAGACGAAGAUUCCUUAGAAAGAGUCAUGACAUCUAUCUCCAUUCUAUUGGAUGAAGUUAAUCCUGAUGAAAAGGAAACCGAAGUUAAGCUUUUGGAAGUUGCAUUCUUGGACACUACUAAAUCUUCAUUCAAGAAGCAAAUUGAAAUUUCAAACAAGAACAAGCAUAAGAGAGCUCUAAAAGAUAGUAACAAGAACAUUGAGCCAAUUGAUAAACCAAUUUUCUUUAGACAAUUUGCUGGUGCGGACUCUACUAAUGUCCAGAAUGACAGUAUUGAAGAGGAUUUACAAUUAGCAAUGAAAGGUGAUGCAAUCCACGCUAGCAGUAGCUCCAGUAUUUCUAAGCUGAAGAAAAUCGUACCUUUAUGUGGGUUUUCAGAUCCAGUUUACGCUGAAGCUUGUAUCACAAAUAACCAGUUCGAUGUGGUAUUAGAUGUUCUUCUGGUCAAUCAAACUAAGGAGACUUUGAAAAACUUGCAUGUGCAGUUUGCAACCCUUGGUGAUUUGAAAAUUAUUGAUACACCUCAAAAGACUAAUGUCAUUCCUCAUGGCUUCCAUAAAUUUACCGUUACUGUCAAGGUUUCUUCUGCUGACACCGGUGUUAUUUUCGGUAAUAUUAUUUACGAUGGUGCACAUGGUGAAGAUGCUCGUUAUGUUAUCUUGAACGAUGUCCAUGUUGAUAUUAUGGAUUACAUUAAGCCAGCCAGUACCGAUGAUGAACAUUUCCGUACUAUGUGGAAUGCUUUUGAAUGGGAAAACAAGAUUUCAGUCAAAUCACAACUACCAACACUGCAUGCUUAUUUGAAAGAAUUGAUCACGGGAACAAACAUGGGUAUUUUAACACCAUCAGAGUCUUUAGGAGAAGAUGACUGUAGAUUCUUAAGUUGUAACUUGUAUGCAAAAUCAUCUUUCGGAGAAGAUGCCCUGGCCAACUUAUGUAUUGAAAAGGAUUCCAAGACCGAUGAAGUCAUAGGUUAUGUGCGUAUCCGUUCAAAGGGACAAGGUCUGGCUCUGUCAUUAGGUGAUAGAGUGGCAUUGAUUGCUAAAAAGACUAAUAAACUCAAUAUUACCCAUGUUUGA